Molecule: messenger RNA, 1025 nt
Organism: Perognathus longimembris pacificus (Pacific pocket mouse)
Lineage: Eukaryota; Metazoa; Chordata; Mammalia; Rodentia; Heteromyidae
Product: cAMP-responsive element modulator-like
Exons: 1
Coding region: 27-368 (113 amino acids)
Biological process (GO): regulation of transcription by RNA polymerase II
Cellular component (GO): nucleus; ATF4-CREB1 transcription factor complex
Molecular function (GO): RNA polymerase II cis-regulatory region sequence-specific DNA binding; DNA-binding transcription factor activity, RNA polymerase II-specific
Source: RefSeq, a predicted model, not a curated record
ACGUCGGGGUGAGCAGGGCGCUCCGCAUGCCCAAGCCCGCCAUGGCCGUCACCGGCGACGAGACAGCUGCCACAGGGGACAUGCUCACUUACCAGAUCCGGGCUCCCACGACGGCGCUGCCCCAGGGCGUGGUGAUGGCCGCCUCACCAGGGAGUCUGCACAGCCCCCAGCAGCUAGCGGAAGAAGCCACAAGGAAGCGGGAGCUGAGGCUAAUGAAAAACAGGGAAGCUGCUCGGGAGUGUUGCAGGAAGAAGAAGGAAUAUGUCAAAUGUCUUGAAAACUGUGUGGCUGUGCUUGAAAACCAAAACAAGACCCUCAUUGAGGAACUCAAGGCCCUCAAAGAUCUUUAUUGCCAUAAAGCAGAGUAACUGAGUUUGACCUUGUUUAUGGGGAGCUGUGACCAAGGCAAGUGACGUGGCGGGCCUCUGGUCACCAGUGUGGACUUGUGGAAGGGACAUCUGUGACCCUUAACUAAGAAUCCACUUGGUCUGAGGGUGUGAAAUUGAAUUGGGAAUGUUGUUCCAAGAUUUGGAGUACGUUUCUGAUUACACUUACCAAGCUUACGUCCACGUAUUUGUCAAUUGCCUGCAAAAACAACAAGAAAAACAAUGUUUUGUUUGCCCUUAUGCCUCUACUUUUUCUAGGGAAGCUGCUAAAGAAUGUCGACAUUGAAAGAAAGAAUAUGUGAAAUGUCUGGAAAGUGGAGUUGCCGUGCUGGAAGUUCAGAACAAGAAGCUUAUAGAGGAACUUGAAACCUUGAAAGACAUUUGCUCUCCCAAAACAGAUUAGUAGAAAUAUUUAACUCUGAACUGACUACAGCAUGUACAGUUGCUUUUGAAAGCAAUACAAUAUAUAGCUGGCAAGAAUAAUGGCUUUUCCUUUGUAUUAUUCAUCUUCCUGUCUCAUCUCUAACAUUCCUAAAAUGCUUCACUGUAUGUACGUAACUCCUAGCCCAAACUACCAUUUUGAAAAAGAGACAAACUGUAAAAAAAAAAAUGUAUGUAAAAUUCUUGAACUAUUUGUAA